AUGAAGCUGGAUACGCGGGCAAUGCGCCAUUUGGCAUCUGAGGACUGGCGGGUCCUAACAGCGGUGGAGAUGGGCAGCAAGAACCACGAGAUCGUACCGACACCACUGAUAGAGAGGAUCUCACGCCUUCGGGGCGGCGCGAGCGGAGUACACAAGAGCAUAUCGGCACUCGCCAAGGUGGGCCUCAUUGCUCGAGUCAAAGAAGCAAAGUACGACGGCUAUCGCCUGACGUACGGCGGCCUCGACUACCUCGCCCUGCACACCCAUGCCCAGCGCAAAGACGUCUACAGUGUCGGAAACCGAAUUGGAGUUGGCAAGGAAAGCGACAUCAUGGUCGUCGCGGACCAUACGGGUACGCAGCGGGUGCUCAAGAUCCAUCGCCUCGGCAGAAUAUCGUUCCGAUCAGUCAAGUCGAACCGGGACUACCUCAAGAACCGCGCGUCUGGAUCAUGGAUGUAUCUUUCAAGGCUAGCUGCCAUGAAGGAAUUUGCCUUCAUGAAGGCUCUGUACGAGGAGGGCUUUCCCGUCCCAGUACCGAUUGCGCAAUCCCGACACACCAUCGUCAUGACGCUCAUCGACGCCUUUCCGCUACGUCAAAUCGCUACUGUCCCAGAUCCUGCGUCCCUGUACGCCGAUCUCAUCGCACUGAUACUGCGGCUAGCCAGCCACGGCCUCAUCCACGGCGACUUCAACGAGUUCAACAUUCUCAUCAAGGAAACGAAGACCAUGUCGGAGGAUGGACAGGAGUCAAUUAGUCUCGAGCCCGUCGUUAUCGACUUCCCUCAAAUGGUGUCCAUGGAGCACCAAAACGCAGAAAUGUACUUUGACAGAGACGUCAAUUGCAUCAAGCGCUUCUUUGACCGGCGGUUUCACUUCACAAGCACGCAACCUGGGCCGUUCUUCAAAGACGCCAAGAAGACGGUUGGCAAGGGUGGGCUGAAGAGACUCGAUGCGACCGUCGAGGCUUCGGGCUUUACGAAGAAAAUGCUCAAGGAUCUGGAGGCUGCUAUCAAGGAAAAGGCUGCGAAGGUAGAAACGGGGGUGGACUCUGAGGAUGAAAUCGACAGUGAAGAGGAUGAUGAGGAUGACGAGGAGCAAAGCGACGAUGGCGACGAAGGCCCUGUAGUCAUAGGAUCUGCAACGGCGGAGGAAGAGGGAAUCGCAGACGACGGGUCCGAUCCAACGGCGCAAGGAAGUGACCCUGCUGCCACUGGCUCAGUACAAGAAGGCAUGUCAAAACUAGCAGUAUAG
Messenger RNA from Purpureocillium lilacinum, 1251 nucleotides. RefSeq lists its product as uncharacterized. Gene Ontology annotation, molecular function: ATP binding; protein serine/threonine kinase activity. The record is from RefSeq and is a predicted model, not a curated record. Gene Ontology annotation, biological process: maturation of SSU-rRNA; protein phosphorylation. Lineage: Eukaryota; Fungi; Ascomycota; Sordariomycetes; Hypocreales; Ophiocordycipitaceae. Gene Ontology annotation, cellular component: cytosol; preribosome, small subunit precursor; nucleus.